Messenger RNA from Rhinocladiella mackenziei CBS 650.93, 2667 nucleotides. RefSeq lists its product as uncharacterized. The transcript has 3 exons. Gene Ontology annotation, biological process: maturation of SSU-rRNA from tricistronic rRNA transcript (SSU-rRNA, 5.8S rRNA, LSU-rRNA); ribosomal small subunit assembly. Lineage: Eukaryota; Fungi; Ascomycota; Eurotiomycetes; Chaetothyriales; Herpotrichiellaceae. Gene Ontology annotation, cellular component: small-subunit processome; Pwp2p-containing subcomplex of 90S preribosome. Gene Ontology annotation, molecular function: protein binding. Bases 1 to 2667 code for a protein of 888 amino acids. The record is from RefSeq and is a predicted model, not a curated record.
AUGAAGACGGAAUUCAAGUUUUCCAACCUCCUUGGGACCGUCUAUGGCCGAGGGAAUCUUGCCUUCACGCCUGAUGGUAACUCUCUGCUCUCACCGGUGGGCAAUCGAGUGUCUGUUUUCAAUCUGACAAAAAACACCAGCUAUACCCUCCCCUUGGCCCACCGGAAGAAUAUCAGCCACCUUGACCUAACACCUGACGGAAACCUACUCCUCACGAUCGAUGAAGAUGGCCGUGCAAUAUUAUCCGUAUUUCCCAGAAGAAUCGCAAUUUAUUACUUCACCUUCAAGUCUCCGGUCAGCUCGUUAGCUUUCUCUCCCAAUGGCGAACACUUUGCUGUUGGACUUGGAAGGAAAAUACAGACAUGGAAAACACCAUCCGCCCCCGGCGGAGAUGCAAACGGAGAAUUGGACUUUGCGCCAUUCGUCUUGCACCGCGAAUAUGGUGGCCAUUUUGACGAAGUCAGACACUUAAGCUGGUCAGGCGACUCUCGGUUCUUCCUUAGUGCCUCCAAGGAUCUAACAGCACGAAUAUGGAGUCUGGAUCCUGAAGAAGGCUUUGAGCCGACCGUCCUUUCUGGCCAUAGGCAACAAGUCCGAAAUGUUUGGUUCUCUGCUGAUCAAGAAUCAAUAUUUACGGUCAGCGAAGAUGGAGCGUUGUUUCGAUGGGAGUUUGUCCCAAGCCAGCAAAACCAUGAGCAGGAGUCCACAGAACUUGCCGACGAGAGAUGGCGAAUUGUACAAAGAAAUUAUUUCAUGCAGAACGCAAAACUGAGAUGCGCUUCCUUCCAUCCAUCAACAAAUCUAUUGACCGUCUGUUUCGAUAAUGGCUUGUUCUCUUUGUAUGAAAUACCGUCCUUUUCAAAUAUUCACAACUUAUCUAUGGCAUCUUCUCCCAUAUCGGCAGUGACCAUCAAUAGAUCAGGGGAGUGGUUGGCUUUUGGUUCCUCCAAGACAGGUCAAUUACUUGUAUGGGAGCAUGCCUCUGAAUCGAAUAUCCUCAAACAAUCCUCGCAUCUGGACACGAUGACAACAUUGACAUAUUCACCGGAUUCUACGCGAAUAAUCACGGGAGCAGAUGAUGGCUUGAUCAAAAUGUGGGACAUCUCCUCCGGAUUCCAUGUCGCAACCUUUACGGAGCAUUCCUCUGCAGUAACAGCAUCUGCCUAUUCAACGAGAGGAAACAUUCUUUUCACUUCAUCUCUGGAUGGAUCGGUCCGGGCCUGGGAUAUGCUAAGAUAUCGAAAUUUCAGAACAUUCACGGCUCCUACUCGACUCUCCUUUUCCUGUUUAGCAGUCGACCCCUCUGCUGAGGUGGUUUGCGCCGGAUCUCAUGACUCUUUCGACAUUCACCUUUGGUCUGUGCAAACAGGCGCACUCCUUGACCAGCUUUCAGGGCACGAGGGUCCAAUUUCGACGCUGGCAUUCACGCCGGAUGGCCGUUAUCUUGUCUCCGGUUCCUGGGAUCAUACCAUACGUGUAUGGUCGGUUUUUGAUCGGUCUCAAACCUCAGAAACUCUACAACUUACUUCAGACCUCUUAUGCGUCACCAUUCGGCCUGACUCGGCACAAAUUGCCGCUUCGACGCUGGAUGGGCAACUCACGUUUUGGAAUCUGAAUACAUCCAUACAAGAAUCUGGGCUGGAUGGCCGACGGGAUGCAAGUGGUGGUCGAACUCUUACGUCGCGACGCACUGCUGCUUCCACGCCGGGCACGAAGUCAUUUAACUCUAUCGCGUAUUCUGCUGACGGAAGUUGCCUGCUUGCUGCUGGAAACAGCAAAUAUAUUUGCUUAUAUUCUGUCACCACGUUAACAUUGAUUAAAAAGUUCACGGUUUCAAUCAAUCUGAGCUUGGACGGAACUCGAGAGUUUUUAAAUUCCGCUGCAAUCAUGUCGAAUGGUCUCCCACGAGACAUGCUUGAUACAGAAGGUGAGGCAAGUGACCUCGAGGACCGAAUAGAUCGAAGUCUACCUGGAGCAAAGCGUGGACAAGACGCAACGGCCAGAACGCUACGACCGGAAGUCAAAGUGACCGGCAUCGAGUUCGCACCUACCGGGAGAAGCUUCUGUGCCGCCAGCACGGAAGGCUUGUUGAUCUACAGCCUUGACAAUACUGGAAUGGAAGAUUUCGAUCCUUUUGAUCUGGACGUCGAUGUUACGCCUCAAAAUAUUCAAGCAAUACUCCAGCAAAAUGAACCGGAAUACCUCAAAGCUCUAGUCAUGGCGUUCAGGUUAAACGACAAAUGUUUGUUGAGAAAGAGCUACGAAUCUGUCCCUUACCCAUCCAUCCCGCUUCUAGUCCGAGAAUUCCCAAGGGUGUAUCUUGGAAGAUUGUUGAUGCUGAUUGCCCAGCAGAUGGAAAAUAGCCCUCAUCUUGAAUUUGCGCUCCUCUGGGUCUGUGAGGUCUUGAGUGUGCAUGGUCGCUAUAUCAAAGAAAGACAAGGCACGUUUGUCAGCGAACUCCGUACGGUUCUUCGAGGAGUGGAUGGCAUAGGAAAAACAGUACGCAGUCUCAGCCAACGGAAUGCAUUCGAAAUUGAGUUCCUGUGUCAAGAGUUACCGGUAAAGAGUAAAGAAGCGCUUAUCCUGUCGGGAAAACAGCAGGAUUUAGAAAAUGGUGGGAUCGGGAAUAGUGACGGUGAUGAAGACGAAUGGAUAGGUCUGGACUGA